This is a messenger RNA of Akanthomyces muscarius, 3429 nucleotides long. RefSeq lists its product as uncharacterized. Gene Ontology annotation, cellular component: chromatin; nucleus; cohesin complex. Gene Ontology annotation, molecular function: chromatin binding. Lineage: Eukaryota; Fungi; Ascomycota; Sordariomycetes; Hypocreales; Cordycipitaceae. The record is from RefSeq and is a predicted model, not a curated record. Bases 1 to 3429 code for a protein of 1142 amino acids. The transcript is spliced from 3 exons. Gene Ontology annotation, biological process: sister chromatid cohesion.
AUGGAUAACGAAACCACAACUUCCAGCCAGGACGGCGAUGCGCCGCGCCGAUCGGGACGCGUCGUCAAAGUUCCCGAGAAGUGGGAGCCAGAGGCGUCCGCGCAGCUCGCCUCGAGCAAGCGCAAACGUGGCGGAGAGGGCGAGGAAGGAGACGAUGCCCUCGACUCCGACGAGGACGAAAGCGGUCUUGACGAUGAUGAGGGCGACGCGGAUCAUCCUGCUCCCCGGUCGCGACGAGCUGGUGCCUCCAGUCGCCAAAAGAAACCCUCGCUUAAGAAGCCCAAGAUUAAUGGCGCGGGCGGCCACACAGCGCGUAUUCCUAGCAGACCCAAGAAGAGUGUCCGAAUCGAAGCCGGGACUAAAGGCACGGGCCUAUUCGUCGACAUUUUCGGCUCCGGAGAACCUUCACAGACUGUUGCCCAUCAAUGGCUCGAAAAGUACAAGGCAGACAAUGCUGCCGCUCUGAGCGACCUUGUCAACUGUAUCCUACAAUGCGCUGGCUGCGACCUUGAAGUCACGCCCGACGAUAUUCGCGACCCCGAAAACAUCCCCAACAGACUUAUCGAUCUUCAGGGCGUCUAUCAAGAGCAAAACAUUACCGACUACCCUCUCAUCUCUCGCGCCAAGGGUACGCGAUCAUUCCGGGACCUUCUCGUCACAUUCUUCCAAGCCCUCAUCGCCCUGCUUCACGACACGGACAUCAUGUACCAGGAUGCCGAACUGAUGGAGAAUCUUCACGCUUGGCUGGCCAGCAUGUCUUCGUCAUCACUACGGCCUUUCCGCCACACGGCUACCACCAUUGCGUUGGCAGUCCAGACCGGACUUGUCGAUGUAGCCGGAACACUCGACCGUCGCAUCGCCAACAUCGAGCAGCAGCUGCAAGCUGCUAAGCGCGGUAAGAACAAGUUAAAGACUGCCGAAGUUCAACGCAACUUGGAAGAAGCAAACAGCCACCGUGGCAAUUGCAGCGAGGCCAUCCAAUCCUAUUUCGAUACUGUCUUUGUCCAUCGAUACCGUGAUGUUGACGCCAAGAUUCGUACUGAGUGCGUUGAAGCCAUUGGUUCCUGGAUUUGGGAUCUCCCUACCGUCUUCAUGGAGCCAGGCUACCUUCGUUACCUCGGAUGGAUGCUUUCCGACAUCAACGCCCCCACUCGACUGGAAGUUUUGCGCCAGUUGUGGAAGGUCUUCAAGCGCAGCGCCCAGCAACUCAUUCACUUUAUCGACCGAUUCCGCCCACGGCUUAUCGAAAUUGCAACACUUGACUCUGAAAUCUCGGUCCGAGUCGCUGCCAUCUCGGUUAUUGACACACUGCGCGCCGCCGCUCUCCUCGAACCCACGGAAAUUGAUGCCAUCGGCCGGCUCAUCUUCGACAACGAAAUCAGAAUACGCAAGGCUGUCGUCAAUUUUUUUGGUGCAUGCAUCGAGGAUGUCAAGGAAGGCAAGGUGGAAGAGCUUGGCGGCCAAGAUGCGCUAGAUGAGGUCGAUGGAGGCGACGAGGACGAUUUUGAGUCGCCUCGCAGAGAAUGGCUGGAUAUCAAGUGCCUUGCCGAGACCUUGGCCAUUUACAACGCACAGGUUGAUGAGGCGCAGCAGAACAAUGGUUCCGCUGGCAUCGAAUCGUUUCUGGAUCUCUUCGAGGCUGCUGUACCCGAAACGAGGAUAACGCUUGCUGCCCAAGCUCUGUAUGAAAAGAUUCCUGAGAUCAAGUCGUGGGAAAUCUUGGCCGGAUAUCUUCUUUUCGAUCAUUCAACAAGCACAAAGUCACGUGGCAGGGCCAAGGGCAAGAGCGCGUCUCCAGAGGCUGCCUUUAAGAUGGCCGUCGCGCCUCUGCGGGAAGAGGAAUCCAUCCUUCUCGAAGUGCUCAGCUCCGGCAUUAGAUCCUCUCUCACCCACACGGGAGGUGACAUCGACAGGAGCCGACGCCGAGGCAAUCGUGAAGCUGCCGAUGCGCAAGAGGAAAUCGCAGUUGAACUCGCCAGCAUCAUUCCGAAACUCCUAAGCAAGUUUGGCGCUGAACCUGAAACGGCUGCCGUCGUCCUGCGUUUGGAACACAAUCUCGAUCUCGACGUUUUUCAGCAGCUCCGCCAAGAUUCGAGCAGAUAUGGAAAGCUGCUAGACGAAAUAAGCACACAAUUCAUCAGACACGACGAUAAGAGAGUCCUGUCGGAAGCUGCUGCCGCGCUCCUACAUGCCCGUCAAUAUGACGAACUGGAAGAGGUUACUGACAGCAAGCUAUCCUUGUUGUGGGACAACGUUACUGAGGCUCUACGCAACGUUAGCGAGACGUGCGAACUUUCUGUCCGCGGAAACCUUGGUGCAGCACAACUUCGCCAAUUAUCAACGCUGCUGAUGAAGGUCAGCAAGCUGGCAAGCAUUGCGGACUGUGUUGAUGUUCUGGAGGCUGAGCCUAGAUCUAAGAAUGCGGACUCGGCAAUCCAGACCCUCAUCAACAUUGUCCAUCGCGGCAAGUACGAGCCCCAAGAAGAUGAAAUUGAUGAUCUGGAAGACGAAAUUGUGACUCUCGCAAUCAAGGCCUGCCAGUUCUAUUUCAUGUGGAAGAUCCGUGUUCUAUCAAAGCGACUAGCAGCCGGCGCCGGCGUUUCUGACGCUGAGAUUGACCGUCUGUCUGUACUUCGCCAAUCUUACCGCCGCCACGUCAUCGAGACGUUCUCGUCCCGCGCUGCCAUUGAUCAAUUGCGCCUCUUUGCCACGGGCAGCCUCUGCGACUUGCAUCUCUCUUUUGCCACGCUUCGACCCAAGAUCAACGCCCUUCGAAACUCGGCCGAUCCUGCCCUAGCCAACAAGUUCAAAGUCCUCGUCUCAGAAAUCGAGCCGGGCCUGAUACCGGAGCUGACGUCCAUCUACGACGGCGCCGAGAAGCAAUACGCCAAAAAGUCGAAGAAGGAAAAGGUGCUCAACGAACCUGCCGAGGAUGAGGACCCCAUGUCCGACGAAGAGGAGGAUGACGACGACGACGAGGAAGACGCCGGCCUGACGCCCGAACAGCGCCUGGGCAACGAGCUGCGCGCCGAAAAGUCCCUCUGCGAGCUGACGGCCAAGUACGUGCUCGCCAUCAGCGGCCGCCUCAUCGACGACCGCGGCGGGCUCGUGGAUAAGCUGCGCCGACGCCUGCUCCGCAACCAGACCAAGCUGGGCAACAACUUCAAGGAGGUGGUGGCGUUCCUCGACGAGGACAAGAUGGCCCGCGCGGCCAAGAAGGCGGCGCCUCAGCCGGCCGCCAAGCCGGCCGAGAAGGAGGCAACGGCGCAGGAUCUUGAGGACAUGUUUGAGGAGCAAGCAGAGCCCGAGGAGGGAUCGAGAGAGGAUCUGCGCCGCAGGGGCCUGCUCGAGGAUGACCCGAUUGAGGACGACGAUGACAAUGAAGGCCAAGAAAACAGUCGCUUCGAUGAUGACAUCUUUGGAGAUUGA